Euleptes europaea (tarantolino) is the source of this 738-nucleotide messenger RNA. RefSeq names its product COPI coat complex subunit zeta 2 (gene COPZ2). Lineage: Eukaryota; Metazoa; Chordata; Lepidosauria; Squamata; Sphaerodactylidae. Gene Ontology annotation, cellular component: COPI vesicle coat. Gene Ontology annotation, biological process: retrograde vesicle-mediated transport, Golgi to endoplasmic reticulum; intracellular protein transport; intra-Golgi vesicle-mediated transport. The record is from RefSeq and is a predicted model, not a curated record.
AUGGAGCGCGCCGCCGCCGCCGCCGCCGCCCACCCGAAGCCCGAGCGGGGCGGAGCAGCCCGGGCAGAGCAGAGCCCCGCUGCGGCGCAGAGGGCCGCCAUGCAGCGGGCGGAGGCCCGGCCACGUCCGCACGACCCCCCCGGGGGAGCGGGGGCCAGCCCGCCGCCCCCUGGAGCCGCCGAAAGCCCCGCCGGGCUGAGCCUGGAACCAUCCCUCUACACCAUCAAGGCGAUUUUUAUCUUGGACAGCUUUGGGCAAAGACUUUUGGCCAAGUAUUACGAUGACACAUUUCCAACUACGAAAGAACAGAAGAUCUUCGAGAAAAACGUCUUCAACAAAACUCACAAAACUGACAGUGAGAUUGCUUUCUUGGAAGGCCUAACUAUUGUCUAUAAAAGCAGCAUCGACCUCUUUUUGUAUGUAGUGGGCAGCUCCCAUGAAAAUGAGCUGAUGCUGAUGUCGGUUCUCAGCUGUCUCUUUGAAUCCCUCAAUCACAUGCUCCGAAAAAAUGUGGAGAAGCGGACCCUGGUGGAGAACAUGGACGGGGCAUUCCUUGUGGUGGAUGAGAUCGUUGACGGAGGCGUGAUCCUCGAAAGUGAUCCCCAACAAGUUAUGCAGAAUGUGAAUUUUAGGGUGGAUGACAGUCCUUUAUCAGAGCACAGUGUCACUCAGGUUCUGCAGUCGGCCAAAGAACAAAUUAAAUGGUCCUUAUUAAAAUAAACAUCCAGAAUAAAAGAA